Adineta ricciae is the source of this 2235-nucleotide messenger RNA. NCBI's taxonomy places the organism in Eukaryota, Metazoa, Rotifera, Eurotatoria, Adinetida, Adinetidae. The record is from the annotation of a GenBank genome assembly.
AUGAAUUCCCUUCUAUCGCCGACAAACCUCUGCUCACAAUGUGCGUCGUAUUUUGUACAAUCAAUACGUCAUCUCCCGCAAAGUUUACAAACGAUAACAAGUGAAGCAGUGAAACAAUUCUCGCCAAGAAGAAGCACUAAACAUUUGAGACGUGAGAUUGAUCGACAAGUCAUCACAGCAACACAAGAAGCAUUCGAUACUAAUGUCGAGUCAAUAUUCAAUAAGAUAUCAAAAGAAGAUUUGCAAAAUUUAACUAUUGCACCAUUAUCGCCUUGUUUGUCAUGCCAACUUGGUAUUACUCAACAUGUCACCCAUAAAGAUUUAUUGAAAGUCGAGAAACUAAUUUACAACCAAGUACGCGGAUUCAAAACGCGACAUGCUGACUCCUACGGCGUUGGUGGAAAUAGCAGCACCUCAUCGUCGUCGUCAACAGCAUCCGGAAGAUAUUCUCGAAAUUUCAAUGAUUUCGAAGGAUAUCGCUUGGCGGUUGGUGGAAGUGGAAGACAGUCAUCUCAGGCUUCUGAUCCAAAUCAACCACCGUUGACCGCAUUUGUGAAUCGAUUUAUGCAAUACGCUCGAGGAAAUACAUCGUCUCAGAGUUCUGAGGGUAGACGUUUUCAAGAUAUUCUACAAACAACAUCGAAUGCGGACGAACAACAAAAAGUGAAAAUUGCCUUUGCUGAAGGUUACGUUGCUGCUGCCGGCGAACCAAAGCCUAAAGAACGUCCAUCACUAUUCAAAGCAGUGCGUGUUAUCUUAUUUUACGGUUUAUUGAUUAUGAUUAUUCUCAAUGUUCUUUCCGCGUUUGGCGGUGAUGGUGUUCGCGGUGGAUUUGCAAAUGCAUUCUCAACAGUUAGUAAAUAUGAAAUCAAUCCUGAGGAGAUCAAAGUGAAUUUUUCUGACGUUCGAGGAGCUGAAGAAGCUAAAGAUGAAUUGAUGGACAUUGUUACGUAUCUCAAAGAUGCUGAAAAAUAUACUAAACUAGGUGCACGAUUACCCAAAGGCGUCCUAUUAGUGGGUGCACCUGGUAUAGGUAAAACUCUAUUAGCUCGAGCUGUGGCUGGCGAAGCCGGUGUGCCAUUUUUCCACACGUCUGGUUCUGAAUUUGAUGAAAUGUUUGUCGGUACUGGUGCUCGCCGUGUUCGUCAGCUAUUUACUGCUGCAAAGGCUCGUGCCCCGUGCGUCAUAUUUAUCGAUGAAAUUGAUUCUGUUGGUGCUAAGCGAUCGAGCUCACAGUUACAUCCCUACGCUAAUCAAACAAUCAACCAACUUCUAGCCGAAAUGGAUGGAUUUGAAAAGAAUGAAGGCAUCAUUAUCUUAGCUGCGACUAACCGUCGUGAUUAUCUCGAUUCGGCACUUUUACGACCAGGUCGUUUCGAUUCCGAAAUCCACAUUGCUCCGCCAGAUCUUCGUGGACGAAAGGAAAUCUUUGAGUUGUAUCUCUCAAAGAUCACCCACGAUCGAAGUAUCGAUACAGAAUAUCUGGCGAAAGGUACCACCGGUUUUACUGGGGCAGACAUUGAAAAUAUGGUGAACCAAGCUGCACUCUAUGCAGCGCAAAUCGACGCAACCUCUGUAGGAAUGAAACAUCUCGAGUAUGCACGUGAUAAAGUUUUGAUGGGUCCAGCAAAGAAACAGAAAAUACCCGACGACGAAACAAACAACAUUACAGCCUACCAUGAAGCUGGUCAUACGAUAGUUCGAUAUUUUACUCAGGAUGCUGACCCGUUACAUAAAGUCACCAUAGUACCCCGUGGACAGGCACUUGGUUUUACAGCACACAUUCCCCUCAAAGAAACAUACAAUCGAACUAGAGCACAAUUGUUAGCUGAAAUGGAUGUAAUGAUGGCCGGACGUGUGGCUGAAGAACAGAUUUUUGGCUCAGAGAAAAUAACGACGGGCGCAGCCAGCGAUUUCAGUCAAGCAACAAAACUGGCGACAAAUAUGGUGAAACAAUUCGGCAUGUCUGAGAAAGUCGGCACAAGAUCGUUUAAAGAAGAAGAACAAGAUGCUGGUUUAGGUUUUGUUCGUGUGAACGACGUGAGUCCAACCAUGCAGGAAAUGAUCGAUUUAGAAAUAAAACGUCUUAUGCAAGAAUCGUAUGAUCGAGCUAAGGCUCUACUGAAACAACACGCGCACGAACUGAAACUUCUUGCUGAAGCUUUACUUCAUUAUGAAACACUUUCAGCCGAUGAAGUCAAAGCUGUACUUGAAGGAAGAAAAAUCAAUCCAUAA